Messenger RNA from Orbicella faveolata, 537 nucleotides. RefSeq lists its product as uncharacterized. The record is from RefSeq and is a predicted model, not a curated record. NCBI's taxonomy places the organism in Eukaryota, Metazoa, Cnidaria, Anthozoa, Scleractinia, Merulinidae.
AUGACUGCUGCCUACAUCAAAAACCGGUGUUUUAAUACGAGACUAGGCAAAACUCCAUACAAGACUCUAAUUGGAAAGAGGCCAGACUUGAGUAAUAAGCACAUUUUGGGCUCAACUUGCUACGCAUAUGUUCAGAACGCAAACAAGUUAGAAGCGCGAAGUAAGGAGGGGCUUUUUGUAGGCUACGACAAAGAAAGUCUGGCAUAUCUUGUUUAUUACCCCGAAGCAAACAAAGUAGAGAGGGUGAAAUGUGUAAAAUUUCUAGAACAAAAUGUUUGCGUGCCCAAAAUAGAAGAUGACGAGAUUGUGUUACCAAACCCAUUGACAACUGUCGACAGUGAUGUAAGUCAUGAACAAACAACUGAACACAGAGACUUGAAUGAGAAUGAAGACAGUGGGGAAGACAGUCGUUACCCCAAACAAAUUCGCAACAAACCUAAGCACCUUGACGAAUAUGCUUUGGACAGUGACUUGGAGGAUGAUGUAAACUACACUGUGGAUUACUGUUACCGAGUUGCGAAUAUACCAACGACUUAA